Molecule: messenger RNA, 594 nt
Organism: Botrytis byssoidea
Lineage: Eukaryota; Fungi; Ascomycota; Leotiomycetes; Helotiales; Sclerotiniaceae
Exons: 2
Coding region: 1-594 (197 amino acids)
Source: RefSeq, a predicted model, not a curated record
AUGCAGAAAUCUCAUGCAAUGUUGAACGAUAUAGAAACAUUUUCACUUUCACAUCAUACUCUGUUCGAUAUUACAUGGCAUCCUGAAUCAUAUCAUCUUCUCGACCAAGCGAUCAUCGUCUUGAUCAGAGUAAAGAGUCCACAUGCCAGUUUCUUCGCCAUUUUCUUCUUCUUCGUUGACAGCACAAAAUCCCUCCCAUCCCUCGAGAGGCAAUCUUCUGUCUUGUCUGGUGCAGUCGAAUGGACCUGUAAUGUCAGGCUGAGCGUCCAAACGUACUCCAUACUUGACUUUGUAAGUUUGUAUUCCCUCCGACCAAAAACUAAGCUCUCCACAGGAAAUCUACUCAAAGGUGCUACAGAUGCAGACGGCAGUUUAAAACCCGCAGCUGUAAUGGUCGGUAUAAAACUUGAUUUAGAAGCUAAAGUCCACCUAGCGGCACAGGUACGUGGUGAUAUUGUUAUUGGACUUUACCAAGAACAAGUCAUAGAAAAAGUCAUUCCGGAAUUUUGCAUUAGCGAGGACGGAGCAUAUAUUGAUGAGAUGGAUUGGGGUUUUCUCGAUGUUUUGAUUGGAAAGAUUUGUUGUUACUUUUAA